This is a messenger RNA of Fulvia fulva, 801 nucleotides long. RefSeq lists its product as uncharacterized. NCBI's taxonomy places the organism in Eukaryota, Fungi, Ascomycota, Dothideomycetes, Mycosphaerellales, Mycosphaerellaceae. The coding region runs from base 1 to 801 and encodes 266 amino acids. The record is from RefSeq and is a predicted model, not a curated record. The transcript has a single exon.
AUGACAGCCUGCCACUUUCUCCGCCUUCCUGGCGAGCUCCGUAACAGGAUCUACGAGCUCGCCCUCCUCGAACCUAACGGCAUCCCCCUCACCAUCGACGACCACACUAUCACUUCAUCCCGCCGGACUCGCCCUUCUAACGAUGACUUCAACUUCGCGGCCAAGUCUUACGCCUACUCCAGAACCCUCCUCCUCGGCCUCCCUCAUACAUGCCGUCGGAUCCGCGCCGAAACUCUCAAGAUCUACUACUCUAUCAACGAACUCGUUCUCUACUUCGAGGGUGUGCAAGUUCUGGGCUACCGCGGUGACGUCUGGAAUGGAGAGAAUCAGGGCAACCAGUUGAUGAAGUGGUGCAAGAUGAUUGGUGUCGACAAGGCGAAAGAGAUCCGCAAGCUUCGCCUCGAUUUCGGGGCUAUAGAGGGUAGUGGACAAGGUGACCUAUGCCUAGAGUUGGCGAAUUCCUUCACGACAAGCGCGAAGAAGAUGCUACACCUAGAGCUUAAGCUGGCAUUCGAGAUCGACUUCGGCCGCUCGUAUGCGAAGAUUGGGGCACCGAAAAGCACCAUCAAGGUUGAGCUAGGAGAUCUGGAAGCGGGGAAGGAGGAGGUGAGGGGCGCGGCGAGGCUCGCGUGCGAGCAGAUCAAGACGAUGAAUAAAGUUCUAUUCAGCCUGUGGAUGUGUGUGAAUGGGGAGGAGCUGGUACUGCUGAGCUUUCUUGGCAAGAUCCCAGCUAAGGUCGAGUCUCAUCUGCCCAAGGCUGCGGGUGACACUAUCAAGGACUCCAAAGACGACAAGCAGUGA